UGUCAAAUUGUCUUUGACCUACUACUACUAUUACUCAUGUUAAAAUGAGUGUCAAAGGAUUUUUUAAAAAUGUAUUAAAUACUGAUGUGAAAAUUGGAGAACAAGAAGAAGGAACUACAACCGCUGGGACUGCUACAACUGGAGUAAAUAAUUUCUUAUCUGGUACAUCGAAAUUUCUUGAUUCAGUUCAAACAAAAAAGAAUGGUUUAAUCAAUGAUUUAUCACAUAAAUUAACAUCAUUUAAAAUACCCGGCGAACAAUCAACCAAUGAGAGUGGAAAGAAAAAGAAAUCUACCACCAACAAUGACGAUGAUGGAGAUGGCGAUGGAGAUGACGAUGACAGUUCAGCUAGUGAAUAUGGUGAUGAUGGUGAUCGUCCAAUGUAUGCAGAAGUUGCACCAAUUGAACGUCAAGUAUCCGUUGAAAGUGUUGAUAGUUUACCAGAUGAAGAUGCUGAACGACGUAAAAUAGAAAUUCGUGCCUUAGUUUCUAAUUUAAUUCAACAAAGCCCAAUCAAUGAGAAAAUGGUGAAAAAUUUCAAAGAUUUCAUUAUGAGGCACAGUGGUCGUUCAAGAUAUGCUAAAGAACUAAGAUCUCAAACAAAAGGUAUGAAAUGUAUAUCAAAUCAACUAUUGGAACAAUUGGCCUUAUUUGUUGGUCCAUUAUUAAAUCAAUGUAAUGAAAAUGAAGAUUAUACACCAGCUUACAUUAUUAUGCAAUUAAGUUUUUCAUUAUACCAUGAAACUGUCUCUCCAAAUGGUACGGCUGAACAAAAAUAUCUUUAUGUAUUAUUGAAAGAUCAAGUGAUUUGGCAAUCAAUGCGAUUUUGGAAUGCGGCUUUUUUCAUUGCGCUACAACGUGAACGUGCUGAACGUCAAAGAUAUCCAAUCGCUGAAGGUGAUGAUCCAAUUCAAGCAGAAACUGAUUUUCAAAAUGAUAUUGCAUAUUCACAGUUAAGCAAAUUUCUAUGGCGUAUGUAUGCAUUAGGAAUGGGACAUGAAUUAUGUGUGGAUUUUCUACGUAAACAAGCUAGUGCAACAAAUUUACCUAAUGAUUUAAUCAGAACCAUUCAAAAGAAUCUUCAACAUUUCUUUGAAACAACUACCAAUCCUACAGAAAUGUUACAAUGAUUGAGUUCAUCAAUUCAAUUUAACAAUAAGAUUUGAUCAUGUCAUUUAUAGUUUUAUUUAUUUAUUACUCUUAUUGUUUUAUUCCGACACGCAAAAUAACACUUUUUCGCCAACAUUUUUGUUUUUUCAUAUCACUACACAAGGUCAUUGAAGGUUUUCUGGUUUGUUUAUCUAUCUAUCUUACUCUCUACUCACGUCUGUCUGUCUAUCUAAACAGGUCAUAUUAUCCAGUCAUAAUGUCAAUUGUUUGUGUUGUUAUUAUUUUUUACUUUUCAAUGAUUGGUUGAAGCGAUGAGCAUUUCUUUUUUUUUGUUUUCAAGGUUAUCUUGUUUGUGUGUAUCACACUCUAUAACUGUGUGUGUGUCUGUGCAUAAAAAAGUUAUUCAUAAGUCUGUCUGGAUCACAAAAUGAGGACAUAGUAAAAUGUUGAUCAAUUCCAAAAUUAAUUUUGUGUAAUUUACAUUUUACACUAUUUAUAAUCUCAUUUUAUUUGUCAUUGAUCACUGAACAACAAAAUUAUUUAUGUUUAUUUACUAUUGAAUAUAAUGUUUUAAUUGAUUUGAAUAAUGAAGAGCUUUAAAAUGG
Schistosoma turkestanicum is the source of this 1715-nucleotide messenger RNA. Lineage: Eukaryota; Metazoa; Platyhelminthes; Trematoda; Strigeidida; Schistosomatidae. The record is from the annotation of a GenBank genome assembly.